Molecule: messenger RNA, 297 nt
Organism: Entrophospora sp. SA101
Lineage: Eukaryota; Fungi; Glomeromycota; Glomeromycetes; Entrophosporales; Entrophosporaceae
Source: the annotation of a GenBank genome assembly
AUGAAAUUUGCAAAACAGCUGGCUUUAAGAACCAUUCAAUCAUGGUCUGAAUAUUAUUUGGACUAUAAAAGUCUUAAAAAGUAUAUUAAAGAGGCAUCUGCAAAUUAUCAUGCAAACAAUCGUGAUCCAGACAUAUUAAAGAAAACUUUGGAGGAAUUUCGUGAAUUAUUACUUGUCGAAUUAAAAAAAGUAGAUUCGCGUUUCGAACAAGUUGAAAUAGAAUCAUCUACGGUUUUAGACGAAUUGAGCGCUAGAUCGCAUAAAACAAUGACAACUGAACAAAUAGAUCAAUGGUAG